Molecule: messenger RNA, 1818 nt
Organism: Pestalotiopsis fici W106-1
Lineage: Eukaryota; Fungi; Ascomycota; Sordariomycetes; Amphisphaeriales; Sporocadaceae
Exons: 4
Coding region: 1-1818 (605 amino acids)
Molecular function (GO): flavin adenine dinucleotide binding; oxidoreductase activity, acting on CH-OH group of donors
Source: RefSeq, a predicted model, not a curated record
AUGGGCGUGUACACUCAACUUGACGACUCCAUAAAGGAGGUGGACGUUAUCAUUGCAGGAGGAGGAACCGCUGCCUGUAUUGUCGCCUCGAGGAUCGCCGAGGCCGACCCAAACUUGUCCAUUCUGAUGGUCGAGGGAGGCCCCAACAACCACAAUGAGCCAAGCGUCGUCAACCCGGCAUUCUUCCUACAGCACCUUUUACCUACUAGCAAGACUGCAAUUUUCUACAAGGGCAACAAGUCUGAGCGGCUUGCUGGCCGAGAGCCUAUUGUGCCUUCUGGAGGAAUGCUAGGUGGUGGCUCAUCUAUCAACUUUAUGAUGUACACAAGAGCACAACGGCCUGAUAUUGAUGCCUGGAACACUCCGGGUUGGUCAGCCGAUGAGUUUCUCCCAUUUAUGAACAAGCUCGAAACAUACCUCGGCCCUGGCGACAAGAGCGUCCAUGGUCACGACGGCCCCAUCACAGUAUCCAACAGCACAUUCAGGGCAAGCAAAACAGAAGACGACUUCCUACAGGCCGCAGAGCAGGUGGGCUGGCCAGAAAUAGAAGACCUGCAGGACCUGGAUGCAAACAAUGGCUACCAACGCUGGCUUCGAUAUGUCUCGACUGAUGGCAAGCGUCAAGACACUGCCCACACCUAUCUGCACCCCAAGCUCGGCAGUGGGCGGUACCCGAACCUCCACGUCGUGGUAGAAUCCCAGGUGCACCGAGUUCUCCUUGAAGGGAAGAAGGCAGUUGGCAUCGAGUACCGACGAAACCCUGCUUUCCAGACCACGACCAAUCUAACCCAAACGCCCAUGCGUGUUGUCAAGGCACGCAAGAUGGUGGUGGUCGCUUGCGGCGCCUGCGGAACGCCGCCCGUCUUGGAGAGAUCUGGUGUUGGUAACCCCGAGAUUCUGAAGCGGGCUGGUGUUCCCGUGGUUGAGGAUCUCCCAGGCGUCGGCCACGAUUACCAGGACCACAACCUUGUCCUUUACCCGUAUAAGACGAGCCUCGAGCCCGGCGAGACCAUUGACGGCAUACUCAGUGGCAGAGCCGAUGUUGGCGCCAUGAUUGAAAAGAACGACCCGAUAUUGGGUUGGAACGCUGUCGACAUAUCGGCAAAGCUUCGUCCCACCGAUGAGGAUAUCGCUGCGAUGGGUCCCGAGUUCCAGAGCGCAUGGGACAAGGACUUUAAAGAUGCUCCUUCUCGUCCCUUGAUGUUGAUGGGACUUGUUUCUUGCUUCCUCGGUGACCCUGCGAGCGUGCCAGUGGGCCAAUAUGUCACUGUGGGCAACUACACAGCCUAUCCCUACUCUAGAGGACACAUGCACAUUACCGGCCCGGGACUCGAUGACCCUCUCGACUUCGAGACUGGCUUCUUUAGCGAUGAUCACGAUAUCGACCUGAAGAAACAAUUAUGGGCAUACAAGAAGUCCCGAGAGAUUAUGCGGCGCAUGAAGAACUUCCGCGGCGAGCUUGCCGUUGGUCACCCUCGCUUCCCCGAGGGGUCCAAGGCAGCCGUUGCCGACACGGAUGCGCCUCUCGAAAAUGUACAGAAUAUUGAUUACACACCCGAGGAUGAUGCUGCCAUCGAGCAGUGGCUGCGGGAGAACGUGAACACUACAUGGCACUCGCUGGGCACCUGCAAGAUGGCACCACGCGAUAAGAUGGGUGUUGUUGAUGCGAAUUUGAGUGUGCAUGGAGUCGAGGGCCUCAAGAUUGCCGACCUGAGUAUCCCGCCAGAGAACGUGGGCGCAAAUACCAAUAACACGGCCCUGGCAAUUGGUGAAAAGGCCGCCGAUAUCUUUAUUCGAGAGUUGGGGUUGCGGGCAUGA